AUGGAUCAAUCAUAUCAGUUUUAUUCUUUUAUGUUAUCGACAACAAUACUUUUCACAGAUAUAAGGGCACAGGAAUAUUUUUUACAUAAUUGGUUUGAUGCUCAGGAGCAUUGUUUCGGUCAGGGAUUGACGAUAGAGGAAAACAAAAGUAACCAACCAUAUUGGACAGGGUUUUAUCACAGACUGAGUCCCUGGAUAAAUAUUUUAGGAUGCUAUUCAGAUUCCGUUGAACAACUACCAACUGUUGUUAGAAAGACUAUGAUCAUAAGUUCUGUUGGAAUGUGUCAAGAAUUAUGUAGUUAUGAAAAUUAUAACAAGUUUGCUGUAAAGAUGAAUAACUGUUUGUGCAUUAAGAACGACGUCCCUGUUAACCGUAUUAAUAAAAUAUCAUCUGAUGAUUGCCAUUAUACAUGUGGAGACUCCGAUGCUAUCUAUUCAAGAGAAUGUGGUGGUGAAAGCGCCUACAAUUUAUUUGAAAUUCAAGGAGUGAAGUUCAACUCAUUGGACACAUGUCUGAGUUUACAAUGCUCAAAUUUUCCCCGACGAUUUAUUCCUAAAAAUUGUUCAGAAAAUUUAGAAAGAAUGUGUGAACAUUCGGAAAUACCAGAUAAUGGGUAUGCCAGUAGUUGGAGUAGUUCUAUGGAGCAAUGUAAAAAUUCAGCUACUCCUUAUUAUCUGUUAGGUGACAUCCGACUAAAUUACCCACACGUUGCCUGCAUUCUUUUGAACAAAUUCCACGUAUUUUGGGUGGGUGCCGCGCGACAAGUUUACACAAGCAUUGAUCAAGGAUUGGAAAUACUGGAAGAUCAAAGUGAUACAUUUCUGGAGUGUCAAAUGUGUACAGAGAAGAUCUGUCGUUUUAGGCGUUGUUCUGAUUUAUUAAACAGUUCUAUUUAUUGUAACAGUACUAAUAAUUUCCAUAGUCAAAUAACGGGACACUUAACAACGUCACAAGGACGGUUUUCUGCUUCAACCUUUAUGUCAAAUCAUUUAACAUCAGAGGAACUGUUUGCCUCAACUGCUUCAACUAGAUAUUCCGCAACAGACCCGUCACCAUCAACUCAUUACACGCAACAAAUGUCAAGUGCCAGUGACCAAUUAGCUUUGAAAGUAUCGUUACCAGUCAUCAUGAUUAUCAUUAUUGUACCGUUAUGUGCAUUGGCAGUAGUGUUUUAUUUAAGAAGGAGAAAAAUGACACAAGCUGAUAGGACUACAAAAACGCAUAUGGAAUCAGGCCCCAAGGAAAACACCGAUUCCAAUGUAGAUAGUGUCCAGAAUAACUCCUAUUUUGUAUUAGAACAAUGUCCUCAGAAUAUAUCUAAAGGAAACGAUUCAUCGAAUGAGAGUCCCUACAACAAUUCAGAAGAGGGUGUUUAUGACCACCUAAGGGACAACAAAUCACGGAAGCCAGAAGUGGAAGAUACCUAUCAGCAUGCAUCAUUGGGUGUGUCUAGAGAUAUGUCUGAAUAUGAUACCAUGGCGAAUACAGUUAACAAAAAACAGGAAGAAUGUGGUUUUAAUGACUAUUCACAUCAGAAUUCAAACGGAAAUUAUACGUGUGAUUUACGUGCCAAAAACAAUUUGACCGAUAACCCGUACGAUGUUGCUGUUUGAAAUGUUUGAUUGUCAAAC
Magallana angulata is the source of this 1632-nucleotide messenger RNA. RefSeq lists its product as uncharacterized. The transcript has 9 exons. Lineage: Eukaryota; Metazoa; Mollusca; Bivalvia; Ostreida; Ostreidae. The coding region runs from base 1 to 1614 and encodes 537 amino acids. The record is from RefSeq and is a predicted model, not a curated record.